This is a messenger RNA of Oncorhynchus mykiss (rainbow trout), 2104 nucleotides long. RefSeq names its product saccharopine dehydrogenase-like oxidoreductase. NCBI's taxonomy places the organism in Eukaryota, Metazoa, Chordata, Actinopteri, Salmoniformes, Salmonidae. Gene Ontology annotation, cellular component: mitochondrion; lipid droplet; plasma membrane. Gene Ontology annotation, biological process: glycolipid biosynthetic process. The record is from RefSeq and is a predicted model, not a curated record.
AACCAACGUAAAUUAAACGCUUUGUUUGUGCAUGCAGACCAUUUGCAUCAGCGGUGUUUAGGUUUCAUAUCUUUAUCAGUGCGGUCAAAGUCCGGCGACCGAGCAUCAUCAUCAGACUACGGAAGUGACAGCUUUGCUAUCUGUCAUUUAUAUUAGCACGCUCCUUGCAUUUCGCUCAUUCCCAUACCCUCUCGCGUCUUUGCGUUUCCCUGAGUAUAACUAGUUGUAACUAUGGCGAAUGUGGAUAUCUCCUCUAGCAGACCCUAUCACAUUGUUAUUUUUGGUGCUUCGGGUUUCACCGGGCAGUUUGUGGUUGAAGAGGUGGCCAGGACCGUAUCGGAGGGGCCGAAUGGGACGCUGAAAUGGGCUGUGGCUGGGAGAAGCAGACAGAAACUGGACAAAGUUAUAGAGCAGGCCGCCGGAACCCUUGGUAAGCCGGAGCUGAGGACUGCAGUGGAGGUCAUCGUGGCUGAUGUGGGAGAGCCUGACUCUCUGGCUGCCAUGUGCAAACAGGCUGUCAUUGUUCUCAACUGUGUGGGGCCAUACAGGUUCUGGGGCGAGCCUGUGGUAAAGGCAUGCGUGGAAAAUGGGGCACACUGCAUUGACAUCUGUGGAGAACCCCAGUUCCUAGAGAGUAUCCAGUUGAACUACGACAGUCAGGCAGCUGAUAAAGGAGUGUACAUUGUGGGGGCUUGUGGCUUCGACUCCAUACCUGCAGACAUGGGAGUCCUCUACACCAGGGACCAGUUCAAAGGGACACUCACUGCUCUAGAGAGCUUCCUGACAGCCAGCACAGGACCCGAGGGUGGUUCUCUCAAUGACGGGACAUGGAAGUCGGCCAUCUAUGGUUUAGCUGACAGCGGGAAGCUGCGGAGCCUCAGGAAGAAGUUUGGACACAAACCUCUCCCUGUGGUGGGCUCAAAGAUCAAACGCAGGAGUGCCCUGUUCUACAGCAAUGAGGUUCAGCAGUAUGUAGUUCCGUUCAUGGGAACCGACCCCUCGGUGGUGAAGAGAACUCAACGCUUUCUGCUGGAGGAACACCAGGAAACACCUGUCCAGUAUGGUGCGUAUGCAGGAGUAGGAGGUGUGGCCAACAUUGUCAAGAUGCUAUUCGCUGGGAUAAUGUUCUGGUUCCUGGUCAAAUUCAGCUUUGGACGAGACCUGUUGAUUAAGUAUCCAGAGUUUUUCUCCUUUGGUUUCUUCUCCAAGGAUGGACCGACAAGAAAGCAGAUGGAGGGUUCGUCCUUCAAGUUUGCCUUCUACGGAGAAGGUUACACUGAGGGACAGGACCCCAGCCAGGGACGACCCAAUGCUAAGAUCCGCACACUAGUCCAAGGACCAGAGGUGGGCUACGUAGCCACGCCCAUCGCCGUGGUACAGGCCGCUAUCACCAUCCUGAACGAGCCCACAGCCCUCCCCAAGAAGGGAGGUGUGUACACCCCAGGAGCAACCUUUGCCAAAACUAGGUUGGUGGAGCGUCUCAACAAGCAUGGCAUCCAGUUCUCUGUCAUCUAAUGUGUGACCCCUGACCCCCAUGUCAUCAGCACUAGAUGGUCAUGCUGCAAAGUGAAACUUGACUAGCGGCAACUUUGCAACAUGGCCCAAUAAUGAAGACCUUCUGCUUGUCUGUGACUAGUUUUUAAAGAGACAGUUUCCUUGUCAAAUAAUGGUGCCCCCACUUUAACUCGCCAACGAUUGUGCAGUUUGUCAUGACUCAGUAGAUUAAUGCCUGUGAGUGCCUGUUUCUCUCAAAAAAGCUUGACUGCAUUAUGAUGCUUCUGUCCUUCCUCUGAUCAAUACUUUCCAAGCACUGUCUGAAACCUACCUUACUUCAAGAGGAUCAGAAAUUCCUCAUUUGAACGAUUGUGUGCUGUAAUCAAAUAUAGUUUAGCAGGAUCUGUUUAAGGAAUGAUCAACAAAGUAGUGCUUGCUGCUUGUUAAAUGGUUGUUUGGGUACUACAUACACACAAAGCUGGGAUGAUCCUUCCCACAACUUUGCAGAGUCUUCUGUGAUUCACUGAGCGUGUGUUGUACAGGUUCUGUUCUCCUAGGGCUGUAGGUCUUCUCUACUUGUCUGAAUAAAACCCAACACUACUGAAAUAAA